Fraxinus pennsylvanica is the source of this 558-nucleotide messenger RNA. The record is from the annotation of a GenBank genome assembly. Lineage: Eukaryota; Viridiplantae; Streptophyta; Magnoliopsida; Lamiales; Oleaceae.
AUGGUCAUCACAGCGAGAAGUUUCAUGAGUGAUACCUACCUUCGCCCCACCCCUUCCCUAGCCAACAAUCGCGUCCACUAUAAAUUGAAAGAGCAAGAGGGCCGUUGCAAAUCAUCAAGAGGUUGGGGAAAAAAGAUGAGUUCAUUUGAUAUUAAACUUGUUAUACUCUCACUGAACUUGCUCUUCAUCACCCUAUCGGAAGCAAAGGCACAUGUGACUAUUAUAAGUAAUGUGGAGAAAGGCACUCUUAAAAUUCAUUGUUAUUCCAAAGACAAUGAUCUCGGAAUCCACUAUCUGGCCUACGACCAGUCUUUUGAUAUCAAUUUCGUGCCAAACUUUUGGGGUAAUACCAAGUUUUACUGUGACUUCACCACUCAAUUUGGUUCAGGAAACUAUGCUGUUUACGAUCGCCUAAUGGAAUCUAAAAGAUGCGGUCUUAAAUGUGUGUGGUACAUAAAUGAGAACGGGCCAUGUUUAGUGCUAAACCCCUCGCUAAACCUGUGGUGUCAACCGUGGAGGAAUGCAAGCAAACGGUUGCAGAAAACACAUAAGAAUUGA